UCUAUACUUCAGUGUAUUUUAUUGUUUUGUAUUUGUGUUUGUGUAAAUCGGAGUGACCAAAUCAAUAAAUUUAAUUAAAUUUAUAAAACCGAAUCAAAUUAUCGAAUUAUCAAAGCGCAAAAAAAAAUCACACGAAUGGUGAAAUCAGAAUAAUGUUACCACCAUUAACAUUAUCACAAAAAUGGUCAUUAAUAUUGACGAAAAUUUUUUCAUUACAUAAACUUGAAAUAAUCAUUUCAUUGAUAGCAGUAUUGAUAUUUUCAAUUUUAUAUGAAAUUGCUGUUUAUCAUGUUGGUUUAAUUAGUAGUGAUUAUUAUGAAAUUUUAGGUAAAAAAGAUAAAAAUGGUUUCAUCAGACAAACAUUACAAGCAACCGGAAUGAUUGUCGCAAUAUCAUUAUUAAUAACAUUAAAACGUUAUUCAUCAUCAUAUCUUUAUAUUGGUUGGCGUAAACAUUGUACAAUACAAAUACAUCAACAAUAUUUUCAAAAUAUAUCAUAUUUUAAAUUAAAUAUUUUAAAUUAUCCAUAUAAUAAUUUUAAUAAUGGUAAACAUUAUCAAUUAGAUAAUAUUGAUCAACGUAUUACACAAGAUGUUGAUCGUAUGUUUCAAAUGUUAUCGAAUAUUAUUAGUGAAUUAUUAGUUUGGCCAUUUAUAUUAGGAUUUUAUUGGUAUAAAUCACAAAUAAAAACUGGUUGGCUUGGACCAAUUAGUUGUUUAAUAUUAUUUAUAAUUGGUUCGAUUAUAAAUUCAUUUUUAAUAAAUAUUAUUAGUCCUUAUGUUUAUCAACAAGAACGUCGUGAAGGUGAUUUUCGUUUUCAACAUGUUCGCAUCAGGAAUAAUGCCGAAGCAAUUGCAUUUAUUAGUGGUGAAUCGGCUGAACAUUAUAAAUGUCAUACAUUACUUAAAUCAUUAAUCAAUGUACAAUAUCGUUUAAUAUUUCGUCAAUUUUUUCUAAUAUUUACAACAAAUCUAUCGGAUUAUUUUGGUUCAAUAAUAUCAUUUAUUGCUAUAGCUGUACCAUUAUUUGCUGGUCAUUAUGAUAAUUAUACACCACAAGAAUUAAGCAAAUUAAUUAGUGCAAAUGCAUUCGUUACAAUUUAUCUGAUUAAUUGUUUUACACGUUUAAUUGAUUUAUCACAAAAUAUAUCAAUAUUUUUGGGUAAUUAUAAUCGUAUUAUUGAAUUGAAUAAAUGGUUUCUACAACAAUCACCAUCAUCAUUAAAUAAUGAUGGUUCAUCAACAACUGAUAUUGAUACCAUUUAUAUGAAUCAAUCAUUAAAUUUUAAUAAUAAUAAUAAUGGUGAUUAUCAUGAAUUAAAUAAUUCAGAUAAAAAUUUUUAUGAAAUGAAAAAUGUUACAAUACAAACACCAUUACAACGUACGGUAUUGCAAAAUUUAAAUUUAAUUAUUAAACCACGUAUUAAUUUAUUUAUAACUGGUUCAAAUGGUAUUGGUAAAACAUCAAUAUUACGUUCAUUAAAAGGAAUAUGGCCAAUAAGUUCCGGUUCAAUUGAACGUAAUCAACAAUUAUUGCUUGAUACAACAAUGGCAAUGUUUUUUACACAUAAACCAUUACUGACUAAUGGAUCAGUAGCUGAACAAAUUUUAUAUCCAAAAAUCUAUAAACGAGAACAAUGGUUUCAAGAUAUUGGUUUUUGUGAACGUGUUAUUGAUAUAUUAAAAUUUUUAGAUCUAGAAGAAUGUGUACUGAAACGUGUUGAUAAUGAUAUAUUUUUGGAUUUCAAUGAAAAUUGGAUUGAUCAUCUGUCGGCCGGUGAAGCACAACGUUUUCAAAUGGCCCGGAUAUUUUUCCAUCGACCACAUAUUGUAUUUUUUGAUGAAUCAACAAUAUCAUUACCAAAAGAUGUUGAAAAGAAAAUUAUCAAUGAACUUAUUUAUCGUUAUUCAAUAACAAUUGUUAGUUGUGGUCAUCGAAUUAGCGUUAAAAAUCAUCAUCAAAUGGAAUUACGUAUACAUGGUCCAAAUUUAUUUGAAAUUAAAGAUUUAUCACAAUCAUCAAAUUCUUCGAUGAAAAAUUAGUUGAAAAUAUUUUAUUUGGAAUUGU
Dermatophagoides pteronyssinus (European house dust mite) is the source of this 2067-nucleotide messenger RNA. RefSeq names its product lysosomal cobalamin transporter ABCD4-like. Gene Ontology annotation, cellular component: peroxisomal membrane. NCBI's taxonomy places the organism in Eukaryota, Metazoa, Arthropoda, Arachnida, Sarcoptiformes, Pyroglyphidae. Gene Ontology annotation, biological process: long-chain fatty acid import into peroxisome; fatty acid beta-oxidation; very long-chain fatty acid catabolic process. The record is from RefSeq and is a predicted model, not a curated record. Gene Ontology annotation, molecular function: ATP hydrolysis activity; long-chain fatty acid transmembrane transporter activity; ATP binding.